Messenger RNA from Microsporum canis CBS 113480, 2675 nucleotides. RefSeq names its product Cullin-4B. Gene Ontology annotation, molecular function: ubiquitin protein ligase binding. The record is from RefSeq and is a predicted model, not a curated record. Gene Ontology annotation, biological process: DNA damage response; ubiquitin-dependent protein catabolic process; protein ubiquitination. The coding region runs from base 12 to 2675 and encodes 887 amino acids. Gene Ontology annotation, cellular component: Cul4-RING E3 ubiquitin ligase complex. The transcript has 5 exons. Lineage: Eukaryota; Fungi; Ascomycota; Eurotiomycetes; Onygenales; Arthrodermataceae.
GAUGAAACUUAAUGCCUACUCCCUCCUCUGGCGGGAACCGCAAACAAAUGGGUAAAAGGAAAUACAAAGACCCAAGUCGAGACGAAUCGCAAGACGAGCAGGAACAGAGACAGAAGACAAUCCCGGAUCUCUUUUGCAGAGAUCACCUCAGUACCGGCUACAAACCGUCCCCUCUAUCGCCGUCCAGUAAGCGGGUACGGCGCAACGAAUGCGACUCCGCCAUUAAGGCUUCGUCCGAAGAGCUAGCACCUAUCACCGUCGACAAGAUGUACAAGUUCACCAGCUCAGACGGCAAGGGAAGCAAUGGGAGUGCGUUUGGGUUCGCUCGCGCUGAUAACCGAACACCGUUGGCGAGAACGAGACCGUUUAAUUCCUCGAACCCAAGCAGCUUUACACCCCACACAGGCGCAAAGACACUCAAGGUCAAGAAUCUACGUGACGCUCCCAGCCUUGACCAGCAGCUCUACUUUGAUAAAGUGUGGUCUCAUCUAGACUCCGCCCUCACAGCAAUAUUCAACCAUGAGAAGCUUCCAUAUUCGUUAGAGGAGCUGUACAGAGGGGUUGAGCAUGUGUGUAGGCAGGGAAGAGCGGCAAAUCUGGCGAAGAAUUUAAGGGAGCGUUGUAUGGGGCACAUAUCAGGAAAAGUUAUGGAAUCACUACUCGCCAAAUCUGCAACUGGAGAUGAGACAGUGGUAUUGCGGGCGGUGGAGGCCGCAUGGACUCAGUGGAAUGUGCGACUAGUGACGAUUCGGUCAAUUUUCUACUACUUAGACCAAUCUUUCCUCUUGCAUUCCCCCAAUAAUCCCGUUAUAUAUGAAAUGGGCCUGCUCCAGUUUCGAUCAACUGUGUUUUCUGAUGCCUCCCUGAAAUCAAAGGUAUUUCAAGGAGCCUGCCUUUUAGUCGAGUUAGAUAGGCAGGAGGAUAACUAUGCCGAUCCUACCCUAUUAAGGAGUUCCAUCAAACUGUUCCACGACCUGAAGAUAUACACUGCUCAUUUUGAGCCAUGCAUGCUCGAGAACUCGGCAACGUACUAUAAGAACUGGGCUGCAGGCCAAGUCGCUGGCGAGAACCUUGCCAGCUACGUCGAAAAGUCGUAUCGACUUAUUGAGCGCGAGAUGGCUCGGUGUGACCUCUUCUCGUUCGACAGAGGGACAAAGCAGAAGUUGGCCGAGCUGCUGGAUCAUAACCUGAUGGUUAAUCAGAAGAAGUUCCUUCUCAACGAGGCCGACAUCAUUAGUCUGCUUCGAGCAAACAACGCCACAGCUCUGGAGCGGCUAUUCUCCAUGUUAGAACGAAAAGGCAUGGGUGUUGAUGUGAAGUCAGCGUUUAGCAAAUACAUCAUCGAAGAAGGUUCUACCAUCGUCUUCGAUGAAGCUCGUGAGGCAGAAAUGGUCAUCAGACUUCUUGGUUUCAAGCAGAGUCUGGAUCAUAUCUGGAAAUUCUCAUUCCAUAACCAUGAGCAACUCGGCCAUGCUCUUCGUGAAUCCUUUGAGGCUUUUAUCAACCAACACAAAAAGACGGAUUCAAACUGGGGCACAGACAACCCCAAGCCUGGCGAGAUGAUUGCGAAACAUGUUGAUCAGUUGCUCAAAGGGGGCGUGAGAGCAAUGCAGAACCGUCCAGUCGAAGACAUCACCGGCAAUGCCAGCCUUACCGACGAAGAUGCGGAAAUUAAUAAACAACUCGAUCAAGUUUUGGAUCUCUUCCGAUUCGUGCAUGGCAAAGCAGUCUUUGAAGCCUUCUACAAGAACGACCUAGCAAGGAGACUGCUAAUGGGUAGGAGUGCCAGUGAUGAAGCGGAGAAAAGUAUGCUCUCAAGGCUGAAAUCAGAGUGUGGCUCCAACUUUACCCACAACCUCGAGACCAUGUUCAAAGACAUGGAUCUUGCGCGGGACGAGAUGGCUUCGUAUAACGCUCUGCUGAGGGAGAAGAACGAGCGACCAAAGGUCGACCUCAAUGUCAAUGUCAUCUCUGCCACCGCAUGGCCAAGCUACGUAGACGUGCCCGUCAACAUCCCAGAAUCCAUAUCUCGAGCCAUCACCAACUUCGAGGAGUUCUAUAACAACAAGUACAGCGGGAGGAGGCUACACUGGAAACAUACUCUAGCGCACUGUCAGUUAAAGGCGCGGUUCCCACUCGGAGACAAGGAACUAGUUGUAAGUUCGUUCCAGGCCAUCGUGCUGCUCCUGUUCAACGACGUUGCGGGCUCAGAGACGCUAUCGUACCCUGUCAUCAAGCAAGCUUCCGGCCUUUCGGAUGUGGAAUUAAAAAGGACACUACAGUCGCUAGCUUGCGCUAAAUACCGCGUCCUCCUCAAGAAGCCGAAAGGCAAAGAAGUCAACGAGGACGAUGUGUUCGCGUACAAUUCCAAGUUCGAGGACCAGAAGAUGCGCAUCAAGAUCAACCAAAUCCAGCUCAAGGAGACCAAACAGGAGAACAAGACGACACACGAGCGUGUUGCCGCAGACCGACAGUAUGAGACGCAAGCCGCUAUUGUCCGCAUCAUGAAAAGCCGCAAGGUCAUCACGCAUUCAGACCUGGUUGCAGAGGUGAUCAAGGCCACCAAGAAUCGCGGUCAGCUCGAGCUUGGCGAUAUCAAGAAGAACAUUGACAAACUCCUGGAAAAGGACUACAUCGAACGGGAAGAGAACAACCGGUACAAGUAUCUCGCCUAG